AGUUAGAAAUAUAUUCACAGAUUCGAACUUCCGAGCUCAUUAGCUCCCAAACGAAUGGUUGCCAAAUAGCAAAUCAUACCUCUUUCGAAAGUGAUAACACAAAGAGUUACAACCCCGCUUUUAUUAAAAACGAGACGUCUUGUGUGCAGUCUGACUAAAAUGCAUCUCUAUGCGAGUCGAUUGGAAAGAGGUUUGCUAUGUAACAACCAAUUGUUUGGGCCUCAUUGAGCUCGGAAGUUCGAAUCUCUGAAUAUCUUUCCAACUUACCUCAGUGUUGCACCGUCGCUGCCAGACUGUGGCCAUGUCAGUCAAACUGUGCUGCCUGUCUGGAGGUUGCAGAAGCUGGAGGUUGUUGUGCAGUGUCACCUGGCACCCUCUCCACAUUCGGUCCGUCAGCAAUAGCGCUGAAGUGGGCACAAAGCCGUCUGAGGAAGAACAUCUCUGGGAAACGACAGGCUCCUUACCCUUUUUUGCUGCCAGGCUCGGACCUUUCUUUCAGGACAGACCUGUGCUGAAGAACCCUUUUUUGGAGGAUGCCUUGCUCCAAGGGUACUUAAGGAGACACCUGCCUCAGGAUGCAGUCUUCUCAGACUUGUGUGCUUUUGGCGAGCGUGUGGCCACUGAGGUGGACCUUUGGGGCAGAGAGUGUGAGGUCACUCCUCCGCGCCUGGUGCAUUUUGACCCUUGGGGUCGCAGAGUGGACCACAUCUUGACCUCCCCGGCAUGGAAACGCAUGAAAGAGCUCUCCGCGUUGGAGGGAUUGGUUGCCAUCGGCUAUGAGAGGUCGUUUGGAGAAUGGAGUCGGGUUUAUCAGAUGAGCAAGUUGUAUCUCUUCUCCCCCUCAUCUGGACUCUACACCUGUCCUUUGGCCAUGACCGAUGGAGCUGCCAAAGUCAUUCAGUCCAUAGGAGUCUCACGGGCGGUAGAAGAAGCCUAUAAUCGACUGACCACACGUCACCCUGAACGCUUCUGGACAUCAGGACAGUGGAUGACAGAAAGACAAGGAGGCUCAGACGUAGCCAGUGGUACAGAGACAGUGGCAAUUCCCCAAACAGAUGGUUCGUACAAACUUCAUGGCUUCAAGUGGUUCACUUCUGCCACUGAUGCAGACAUGACGCUCACACUGGCCAGAGUGUGUGACAGAACAGGAGCAACCACUCCGGGUAGUCGAGGUUUGUCUCUGUUCUACGCUGAGGUGAGUCGAGACCAAGAUGGCCGCCUGAGAGGGAUAGAGGUUCAGAGGCUAAAGGACAAGCUGGGAACCAGACAGAUGCCAACAGCUGAGUUACUUCUGGAUGGACUACUGGCACACAAGCUGUCAGAAGAAGGAAGAGGUGUGGCCUCCAUUGCCAACAUGCUAACCAUAACCAGGAUCCACAACAGCGUCUCUGCAGUCGCAGCAAUGAGAAGGGUGGUCCAGUUAGCUCGUGACUAUGCCACUCGCCGCACCGCUUUCGCAAAGCUUCUUAAAGACCACCCGCUACACAUGCAGACUCUUGCCAGGAUGGAGGUGGAGACCCGUGGAGCUUUCUUCCUGGUGAUGGAUGUGUGUCGUCUGCUUGGCCGUGAGGAGAGCGGCAUCGCCACCCAGCUCGAUACACACCUUUUGCGUCUGCUCACACCAGUUGUUAAACUCUACACUGGGAAACAGGCAGUCGCUGUGGUGUCGGAGGGUUUGGAAAGCUUUGGCGGGCAAGGUUACAUCGAGGAUACGGGGUUGCCUGGAAUACUUCGAGAUGCACAGGUGCUGAGCAUAUGGGAAGGCACUACAAAUGUUUUGUCUCUGGAUGUUCUGCGCUGUGUGGCUCGAAGCUCAGGAAUGGUUCUGCAUGCUUAUUUUACUCAAGUUAAAUCCCUUCUUGCGGGAGCUUCAAAUGUCUCCUCACUGAGCCCAGCUGUGAGAGCUGUAGACGAUGCUCUCUCUAAACUGGAGAGCUUUGUCAGGGAGGCAACCACCAGACCUCCAGUCUACUUGGAAAUCUCAGCCAGAGACCUGGCAUAUAGCCUGGCUCGCAUCUAUGCAGGUGCUCUUCUCAUUGACCAUGCAAGUUGGAAAGGGAUGUCUCCAUCUGACACCUAUGCAGCGCUUAGGUGGUGUGAACAGGAUUUGUGUCCCGUGGUUUCUAACCAGUCGAGAGGCUGCUAUGAUCCCAACACUCUAAAACUUGAUGCAGCACUCUUGUAUAACCAGACAACCCAGGACUAAAAGGGAUGCAUAUUGUAUUUCUAAUGUACAUUAAUUUAAAGCUACUUCUUAUUCUGUAUUUUUCAUCAAACUACAUCUACUGUACAAUGAAGCAUGGCAAUUUAAUUGGAUGCUAUUCUCUAUGUGACAUAUGAUGGCAUUUCCUAUUCUGUGCAGCACUGUGCAAAAGUCGUAAGAGGCCACCACUUAUUUCCUUGUUUUCAUUAACUUUUUUUUUUUUAGUUUAAUGUCAGUCUGGCUCUGGAUACAGGUGCUGAUAUAAGAAUAUAUCAUUUGUGUGAAUCACUAUGGCAUAAAAAACGAACCACUACCCCUUA
This is a messenger RNA of Doryrhamphus excisus (bluestripe pipefish), 2523 nucleotides long. Its product is annotated as acyl-CoA dehydrogenase family member 11. NCBI's taxonomy places the organism in Eukaryota, Metazoa, Chordata, Actinopteri, Syngnathiformes, Syngnathidae. Gene Ontology annotation, molecular function: acyl-CoA dehydrogenase activity. The record is from RefSeq and is a predicted model, not a curated record.